Cydia pomonella (codling moth) is the source of this 5230-nucleotide messenger RNA. It is a transcript of the gene torso, whose product is annotated as tyrosine-protein kinase receptor torso-like. Gene Ontology annotation, biological process: positive regulation of kinase activity; protein phosphorylation; cell surface receptor protein tyrosine kinase signaling pathway. Gene Ontology annotation, cellular component: signaling receptor complex. The record is from RefSeq and is a predicted model, not a curated record. Gene Ontology annotation, molecular function: transmembrane receptor protein tyrosine kinase activity; protein binding; ATP binding. The transcript is spliced from 15 exons. Bases 974 to 3403 code for a protein of 809 amino acids. Lineage: Eukaryota; Metazoa; Arthropoda; Insecta; Lepidoptera; Tortricidae.
UUAACUUACAACCAAUUAAAAUUAAAGGAAAAACAUGAUAUCCGCGGUCUCGACCAUCCAUCUCGUUCAUGCAUAUGCUCUGUGAAAGUGAGAGAAUAAACGAAUCGAGGUCUCAAUUCUGUAUGGUUGUCCCAUUUUGAUACCAGGCAAACAAAACUUUUAACUGCUCUUAAAUCGGUUUUUAUUCAUAAGUACCUGUGAUAAGUACCUAUUUGAAAGUCUGGGGAAAACAACUAGAUCACCUUUCCGAACUUCAACCUAAUAAACUUUUUAUAAGACUAUUCUUAGGUCAGUGUCCUAGUGACAUAUCAUAGUUUCAGCGACGAAAGAAGUAAACUCAUGGGUAUGUAUGGUAUUCUAGUUUGUAAGCUGCUAAGAAUAAGCAACAUAAUCGCUUAAGCAACAUUGGCUUAAAGCUCAUCCAGUUGUGUUUAAGAGAUUACAGUGAAUAGAUAAUGCAACUGCACAAUAACAUACCAAUUUUAUUUACUUCAUAGUAACGUUUAAUGUGCCGCGUUGUCGCCGCAGUCCGGAUAAAUGUGUAGCAAAACUGGUCGUCCGGAAAACCUCCACCCCUAAGGCACAAAAAGUACAAAAUAUUAGGUACAUAUUGCAUAACGAAACGCGAUUUACGAUGGAAAGUCAAACGCGCGGCUCACGCUGCCCAGUCCACGCUCGCGUCUCUGAAGAACGACCGCCCGGCCUAGCUACGCGCGAAUUUUCCGGACGUAUUACAAAAUUUGAAUUUCGAACUUUAAUAUUUUUUUGUUUUCGGUCUCGAGAAUUUGCCAGUAUUUUCAAGUGGAUUCUAAUGACAAUUGUUUUUCUGAAGUUCUUUUUUUCCGACGAAAUGGUAAACAAAGAUCAUAGACAUUGAUAAGGUUGUACUUGCCGCCUAAAAAUAAACUGUCUACCCUCACUGGCUGAAAGAAAGUGCUGAUGACUGAAGAAAAAUAAAACGCGGUUUUCCAAAAUGGCGAUUGGGAAAAACAGAUUUGUUUCUAGGGGGUGUAUACACUUAGUUUGUAUUGCGUGUUUGAUAAUUCGGACAGAAUCGAUUGAAAGUGAAAGAGUGCUAGUGGACGAACUAAAUUAUUCUAAUAAAACGUUAAAUACGAUUGCUGAAGAAAUCUGCAACAUUUUCACGGCACCGGACGACCCUGUAUGUUUAUCUAACUGGCUAAGUCCGCCGGUUCUACUGGGUCUACCAUCGGAACUUAAUAUCACGAAGCUGGAUAAGGAAGUCUAUUAUGAAAUAUCGCCUUCAGAUUUCCUGCAAGCCGUUCUCAUGGUUUCUGAUGACGAGAGUCAUGUCGUACAACAUCUCCUGAUUCCACCGUCUCGCAAUGAAAAAGUCUGGCUAAACUCCACGCAAAACUACACGUUUUGGACAGCAGCUGUGGUUGACAAUGGAACCCACUCGCCCUGGCUUCAGGGUCCAAAGUUACUUGCAAGGAAUGUCACUCAUAACAAUGAGCAAAAGAUAAAUUAUACUAUCAAAAUUCAUAGAGAUUAUAGUAGGAUGAUGAAUUGCCAUUGUUCUACUGUUAUUUUCACUUGGAAAAUUAAUAAUGACUCGGAUAAAUCUUUCAGAGUAAUAAAUGACUGCCCUAUAACCAACUUUCGCACCGACAAGGUUAUUCAUUGUAAGCCAGGAGAAACAGAAAUCAAGUAUUCCCAAAACGUGCCCUUGGGAAGCAAAUGUUAUUUCUCAGUCGCAGGUUAUGGCAAAGGCGGACUUCUGUACGAUAUAGAACCGCAAGCAGUAAAGAACAUCACAUUGCUCCCUGUUCACAACGGGGACGCGUGGGACGUUGGCGUCAGCUGGUUGCAGCCAAAACACAGCCCUGACCGAUACCGGGUCGAACUUCAAGUGGGGGAAGAGGAAUACAAGGUCAAUGUGUCUGGGAAGGCUACAGAAACGACGUUCUCCGGAGUGUUGGACUAUGGGCUGUACGAUUUCAGCGUGUCGGUAUGCGCUUUCAAGGGCCCCGUCUGUCGUCACGAGAGCAUCCGAGGCAUUUUUCCGCAUGGGCAGGUAGCCUCCAGCUCAGUGCCGGUACUGGGCUCUCUUCUGGCCGUGCUCUUGUUAGCAACCAUGCUUGUGAGCGUCGUGUUCUGGUACCGACGGCGCCGCGACAGCAAGGCGAAACUACUGUUUCUUGAGGAUGAUCCAGAAGACUUCCCGAAGAAGCUGUUUCCUGAGAUAAUCAGCGACCUGCCAGUUACUGAAGACAGCUGGGAGAUUCGUCCAGAGAAGCUGCAGUUGCACGAGGUUAUAGGCGAGGGCGCUUUUGGUGUGGUGCGACGAGGGACUUUAGUACCUGGCAAGGCAGUUGCGGUUAAAAUGCUUAAAGACUACCCAUCCAGGGACGAAGUACGCUCGUUCCGCGCAGAAACCGAACUGAUGAAGAGUGUUGGUGCACACCCUCAUGUGGUCAGCCUCGUGGGCUGCUGCAGCGGAAGGAGGCCUCUCAUAAUCGCCGAGUACUGCAGUCGUGGGGAUCUGCUCUCCUACUUGAGGUGCUCGUGGGACGUGAUGGUUUCCAAACGCAACGCCAAAUACUGCAACAACAACUUUGAAACCUCCAACUACCGCAACGAUCUCUUUAAGAGUUCUCAUGAACACUCCAAACUGGUGGUCAACAAGAUGUACGACCUCAACGGAGUCUGCGACACUGAACUGACUUACGUAGAUUUGCUGUCUUUCUGUCGUCAGAUAGCGAUGGGAAUGGAAUUCUUAGCUUCCAACCGAGUAGUCCACCGAGACUUGGCAGCUAGAAAUAUUCUGGUAACUAGCGACAGGACACUGAAGAUAGCGGACUUUGGACUGUCCAGGGACAUCUAUCAAGAGAAUCAGUAUAAGCAGAAGGGCAACGGGAAGAUGCCGGUGAAAUGGAUGGCUUUGGAGUCGUUGACACACAGGAUAUAUACUACGCAGAGCGAUGUCUGGUCCUUCGGCGUGGUGGUGUGGGAGGUGGUGACGGUGGGCGGCGCGCCGUACGCCGACGUGGCGGCUGCGCGCCUGCCACGCCUGCUGCGUGCCGGCUACCGGAUGCCGCGCCCCAACGCGUGCAGCAAGCAGCUCUACGACCUGAUGCUGGCAUGCUGGCAGGCGAGGCCGCGCGACCGACCGACCUUCGCCGAACUACACAACGAACUAGACACCAUGCUGCAUUGUGCUUGUGCUGAACAAUAUCUAGCGCUAGACCUGGACAUGGAACUCAAGCCCGAAGAGCCAAGGACCGUCUAUAUGAGGAUUAUGGAGUUCGCAAGGGGCAAGCACCGCCUCGGCUCGGGUUACGCCUCGCCGCUGCCUCGCACACACAGCAACCACUACUCCUCGCCUCCCGCGCCGAACAAACCUCCAAGUAUCAGUGUCAGUGUACCGUUGUGCUCAUAAACCCUCGCUACCAGCUCAGACCCAGAGACAAGCGGUGCCUCGACUCGGGCUACGCCUCGCCACUGCCUCGCUCACGGCGAACCACUACUCCUCGCCUCCCGCGCCGAACAAACCUCCAAAUAUCAGUAUACUAUGUGUCCAUAUUGUAGUAACUACACCCUCGAGCCACAGCCGGAGCGUAAGAUGGAGGUAUUUUUGGAAACCGCACAGCUAGUGCACGACCAUUCUUCUUUCGGGUAAAUACCCAGAAAGCAAUGUUGCUGACAAUUCCCAGGGUGUGCGGAUGAAUUGAACGCAAUACCAACAAUAAGCCGAGCCUAGCGAGCGAUUCCCGGAUGGCACGCAACCGACGCAUUUGACAGAUCUGUGCGCAUGUUAAGGCUCUCUAAUCUCUAACCAUUUUUAACGUCGACGUUUCGAAAUUGUCAUUGCGAAACGCCAACGAUGACUUUAUUCGUCAGAUAAGUGGCAAAUAGCUUAUUCUGGACUUGGACAUUGUGAAACAGGCCCUAAGAGUACUAAGGUCAAAGAAGAAGUGCCUUUUAGUUAAAUAUAUAAGUUGUACUAACUGCGGAGGUAGAGGCAGCGAUUUUUAUAGCCCAGAGCGGGCACGUGUUAUUUUAAACGUCAAAAUUUUAAGAAAUUAUGUCGUUUACUUAACACUUACACCCUCCGGGCUAUCAAAAUUGCUGCCAGCUUAUCUUGGUCUAACUCUAGUGUUGAUAUUGCGACGUACAGUUGCUUUUAUUUUUGCAGUCAGCACCAAAAGCAGAAAUAGCUAAGCGGGUAAGGUAUUUAAAUUGUGCUGCAAACUCUGUCAUUCUUUUGAUAGUUAAUUUAUGGCCAGAUCAUUAUAAACAUCUCGCCUGCAAAGCAUGUUGUGUGUGUCUGUAACCAACUCGUGUAUUAAUUUUAUUUAAUGCUGAUUUUGUAUUAUUUAAGUAAUUAUUUUACAUUAAAACCGACGAGAUAUUUUUACCGACUUAAGGAUCGACUUACCGAAUCCAUUUACUGGUUCGUUAAAUUGUCUUGAUCACCUCUUCGCUGCCACCUUAUUCAGAAAUGGUAUAACUCUGUUAGACACGACAGAUAAAAUAAAUAAAUAUUAUAAAUGCCCUUACCGGGAUUCGAAUCCAGGACCAAUAGGACCAUCGGCUUCAUAGGCAAGGACGAUCGUCAAAAAAAAAAUUUACAUUUUCAUUUACAAUUAGCAUGAUGACAGUAACAAAGAAUCAUGGAAAUUAUGGUUUCUAAGAAACUUUUCGAGUAUAAAUGAAAUAUUCUGUUUUUCGGAAACAAUACAAGUGUACCGGCAAUAUUAACAGAGAUUUAAAAAUUUGUCAUCAUGCCAAUUCAGUCUUAAAAUCCGUCAUGUUAUGAGUUACCUAGAGUUCGACCAAGCUAACUUGGCAGCGAUUUUGAAAGCACGGACUGUAUUAUUUUGAACGUCAUAAUUUCAUAGAAGCUUGAUGUUUAAAAUAACACUUGCACAGUUUCUGCUAUCAAAAUCGCUGCCAAGUUAGCUUGGUCUGACUCUACCUUAUCGUCACCAGACAUUGCAAAUUUUGUAGCAAGUUCUCUCACAUGUCUCAAACAUUCCGAUUGAUCUGUUGUCUUCCGUGUCUGUCUCACUCUCUCCCACGAAUGUCCACUGGCAAAUCCAUAAUCUAAUUCGGGCGUGUGUGUUCUCGUCCUUACAUAAAGUAUAAGAAGGCAUCAGGAAUUCAUAAUCGUAAUUUUCACUGCACUUAAAUCGACCGGUACAUGGACCGUGAUUAUCUUUUAUAUUGUUUUUGAGCUCCCGAUAUUUCGACGCAGUUACAUGCA